Molecule: messenger RNA, 1402 nt
Organism: Psylliodes chrysocephalus
Lineage: Eukaryota; Metazoa; Arthropoda; Insecta; Coleoptera; Chrysomelidae
Source: the annotation of a GenBank genome assembly
AUUUAAUCAUAAAACAAUCAACUACUCGUCAAUCAGUUAGUGUUGUGAAUGGUUUCAUUUGUCGCACUGUUUUGAUAAGGUAAAGAUUAAAAUCAAGAAAUAAAAAUGGCGGAUAAAGCAGAAAACCUAAUCGAAUUUAUCAAUAACAACAUAUGCAGCUCAAAGCGAAUUAUCGAAAAAGACGUCACAAACCUCACAGCACCCGGAGAAAAUUAUUGGAGCGACAUGCUGAAGAUAAAUUUAACCGUUAUAAAUGACGAAACGGGUUCGACAGAAGAAAUAAACGUUUGCGCUAAAUGCGUAGUACAGGAAAGUGAACAAACAAUAUUUAAUAUUCAGAUGUUCAAAUCAGAGAUAAACUUUUAUAGAGAAAUAAUUCCAACCAUCCAGCAGUUUUUGAAUGAUCAUGGUCUUCCAGAAAUAACAUUCUUUCCUAAGUUAGUUUGUGCUAGAUUGAACUUGGAUGGAGGUGCGGUUCCCGAUAAGAAUGCUGUUCUUAUCUUAGAGAAUUUAAAAAACCAAGGAUAUGAAAAUUUGGACAGACACAAAGGUUUCGAUUUAGAAGCAGCUAAAUUAGUCCUAAAUGAUUUAGCCGUUUUCCAUGCAGUUCCUCUAGCUCUAAAACUGAAGGACCCACAAACAUUCAAACAAAAAAUUGAAGAUAAUUGUACUUUAUUGCCACCCAAGCCAAAAGACGAACCAGAAAGAGAACACCAUAAAGCAUCAUUUCCCUUUGCUCUUUUAACUUCUAUCUUAAAGCAAGACAUAUAUUGUAGAACUCACAUCGAAGAAUUCGAAAAAUUUAUUAAAUCUCAAAAUGAAAAAUUCGAACGUGGCCUUAGUCCAUUCGAUUAUGAAUAUAAAGGGGCUUUUGCAACGUUGACUCACGGCGACAUGUGGCUCAACAACACAAUGCAAAAGCUUAAAGAUGGUAAAACUGUAAACAACAAAUUUCUGGAUUUCCAAAUGUGUUCUAUUGGUAAUCCUGCAGCAGAUUUGUUGUUCCUUUUAAUAACUAGCGUCGAUGUUCCUACUCUUCAAAACCAUUUUGAUUAUUUAUUGAGUUUCUACCAUGAGAGUUUCAUCAAAACCUUAGAAGCAUUUAAAUGCGAUACUAAACCAUUUCAUUAUAAAAAUUUCUUGGGUGUUUUAAAAGAGGCUGCUAUGGAAAAAUUUUUCCACAUUAAUUUGAUGAAUGUUACAGUUAUUUUUGUAAAAAAAGGAGUAAAACAUGAAUUCCACAAAAAUGAUGAAUUACAGGCUUCCGAUGUACACCCUGUAGGAAGAUCUAAGUUAUGUUUUAUGUUUAAAGAAAUGAUAAGAAGAGACUGGUAUUAGGAAAUAGAUUAGAACUAUAUAAUAUUUAUUUUUGUAAAUAAAUUAUACUUCGCAUUUUAUUGAA